AUGUUCCGAAAAUCGACUACUGGCUUCAAGAGAAUUCUCUUCCUGUUAAUGGUACCUGCCGUUAUCCUGCUGGUCCGUUAUCGCUUGAAUGAUCUCGCGAAUGUAAGAGAUCAGACACCUUGGCGGUCGAAACCUGCUGAGCACGAGGACGCACGAGAGAAUGAUAUAACAUCAGACGGCAACACUAGCCCUUACAAAAUCUCACUCUCUUCGCUGAAUGGAGAUACCUCGGCCGAAGACUCAUCCCAGCACGAGUCCUUCGGGGGAACGUCCCAGGCGGAUCGACCCGCCAGCGGCUCAUUGCAGCGCUACUUUAUACCGCAUGAAAACGCAGAAGACGUCAGUAUUGUGGCUGCAAGGUCCGGACCAGAAUCGACAGACUGGAUACAGGACUUUUGCGAAGAUUACAAAUGCACACCCUACAUCUACUCCUUGGAUGCGGAACCUGAAGAUGAAUUCCUCGUUCCAUACUCCAGAAAAGGCCACGAAGCAAGCGCGUACUUGAGCUACAUCAUUGACAACUACGAUAAUCUUGCACCCUACACAAUCUUCAUCCACGGCCGGGAAGAGCAAUGGCACAACGACGUGGCUGGACCUUACACGCAAAACGUACUUGCAAACCUCCGCUAUGAAGCUGUUAGCAUUAACGGCUACGUCAAUCUGCGAUGCUCAAACAGGCCCGGCUGCCCAAGCACAAUAUUCCAAGCAAACCCCGUAUCAGUUGACUUCGACUAUCAGUACAUGAUCGACCAAUUACCCGAGGUUCUCGGUUAUCUCCUUGGAAUUGAUCCUAGCGAGGUGCCAGCUGAUAUUGGGCAUCAGUGCUGCGCACAAUUUGCCGUGGCCAGGGAGCGAAUCCAGGAACGUCCUCAGAGUGAUUAUAUUCGUAUUCUUGAGUGGAUCGCAACCACUGAUAUGACGGACAACUAUGGUAUCGGUUGGCUGAUUGAGAAGCUGUGGCAUAUGAUUUUCGGAAUGCCUGCUGUCUACUGUGCGAGUGAGGAACAGUGUCGCUGUGAUCUGUAUGGAUGGUGUGGUCCGAAUCCGUUGACCAAUAGUCAGGUUUUGACACCUAUCUCCUGA
This is a messenger RNA of Penicillium brasilianum, 1083 nucleotides long. Lineage: Eukaryota; Fungi; Ascomycota; Eurotiomycetes; Eurotiales; Aspergillaceae. The record is from the annotation of a GenBank genome assembly.